Messenger RNA from Coprinopsis cinerea okayama7#130, 1707 nucleotides. Its product is annotated as propionyl-CoA carboxylase. The record is from RefSeq and is a predicted model, not a curated record. NCBI's taxonomy places the organism in Eukaryota, Fungi, Basidiomycota, Agaricomycetes, Agaricales, Psathyrellaceae. The transcript is spliced from 9 exons. Gene Ontology annotation, molecular function: propionyl-CoA carboxylase activity. Bases 1 to 1707 code for a protein of 568 amino acids.
AUGCCUUCAGACUCGUCCAGCAGCAAACCCGCCAAACGCGUUGUGGACGACAAGGAGAGUUGGGAAUACCCUCUAUCCCAACUCAAAGCCCAGCAAGCUUUGGUACGCUCUCCGAACCUCAAAGAUCCAGGCUACAUCCGCCAGAAAGCCAACAAGAAACUCUGGGUUCGCGAACGUAUCGACGGCAUCCUCGAUAAAGACUCUUUCGCGGAAGUGGGCUCUAUCUCUGGGAAACCGAUCGUGGAUCCCAAGACUGGGGAAUUGGUUUCGUUUACACCCGCGAAUAAUGUUACUGGUUGGGGAAAAGUGGAUGGUCGGAAAGUCUUCGUUACUGCUGAUGACUUUAGUGUGAGAGGUGGACAUGCGGAUGGCGGGAUUAUGAACAAGCCGAUUUAUGGAGAGAUUCGACUCCUUGACGGCUCAAGCGGAGGAGGAAGCGUUGCAUUGUAUCUAACAAUGGGCGCGACUUACAUCCCCCAAAUGAACAUCCUGUCAAGAACAAUCGAGGCUCUCUCAGUCGUCCCCGUCGUCUCAGCUCUACUUGGCCCCGUAGUCGGACUAGCCUCCGCCAAAGCCUGCCUAGGCCACUUCAGCGUCAUGGUCAAAGACCUCAGCCAACUCUUCGCAGCCGGGCCCCCAGUCGUCAAACAAGCAACCUUCGAAGACCUCUCCAAGGAGGAGCUAGGCGGGUGGGAGAUCCACGCACGGAACGGCACAGUCGACAACGUCGCCUCCUCCGAAGCGGACGCCUUCAGACAAAUUCGGGCUUUCCUCUCCUACCUGCCUUCCUCCGUCCUAUCGCUACCUCCCGUCCUGCAUUCCACUGACCCAGUGGAUAGAAGGGAAGAAGAAUUGUUGAAUAUUAUCCCGAGGAGACGGGCGAGGCCGUAUGAUAUUCGACGGGUUAUUCAUUUGAUUGUGGAUCGUUUGGAGGGUGGUGAGAGUACGUUCUUUGAGAUUGGGGAGCAUUGGGGGAGGAGUAUUGUUACUGGGUUUGCGAGGCUUGCUGGGAGACCUGUUGGAGUGUUGUCGAGUGAUUGUAAAGUCAACGGAGGUCUGUCCUCGUGUUUCUUCUGCCUGGGCUACCAGAUACUUAAUAAUUGGGCAGGUGCGAUCGACGCAUUGGGCAGCCAGAAGACCACCAAGUUCGUCAACCUUUGCAACCACUUUGGUGUUCCCAUCCUGAACUUGGUAGACCAACCAGGCUUCGCCAUCGGCUCCCAAGCAGAGCGAAACGCGACAAUCAAACACGGCGCCGCCACCAUGGUCGCCCUCUACCACGCCACAAUCCCCAUCUACACCACCAUAAUCCGGCGCGCGUUUGGGGUCGCCGGGUGCGCCUUUGCCGACCCCGAAGACGGGCGCGGCGUGCGCGUCGCCUGGCCCUCGGGCGAUUGGGGCAGCCUCCCCCUCGAAGGCGGUAUCGAGGCGGCGUAUAAACGCCAGCUUGAGAAUGCUGGAUCGCCGGAGGCGAGGGAGAGGAUGAUGGAGGAGUUGUUGGGCAAGUUUGAGGAUGUGAGGAGUCCGAUGAGGACUGCGAACCAGUUUGGGAUUGAGGAGAUUGUUGAUCCUAGGGAUACGAGGCGUUUGGUUUGUGAGUGGAUUGUCCAUGUUUAUGAACAUGUUCUUCCGCCGCUUGUUGCGUACAAGCAGGCGACGUAUGGACCGGAUGGCGUGUUGAAUGGCGGUCGGGCGUAUAGGUUGUAG